Molecule: messenger RNA, 1416 nt
Organism: Penicillium argentinense
Lineage: Eukaryota; Fungi; Ascomycota; Eurotiomycetes; Eurotiales; Aspergillaceae
Exons: 1
Coding region: 1-1416 (471 amino acids)
Biological process (GO): regulation of cyclin-dependent protein serine/threonine kinase activity
Cellular component (GO): cyclin-dependent protein kinase holoenzyme complex; nucleus
Molecular function (GO): cyclin-dependent protein serine/threonine kinase regulator activity; protein kinase binding
Source: RefSeq, a predicted model, not a curated record
AUGCCGUCUUUCUACAACGCAGGCCACGGCCUGCCCACCCCUCCUCACGUCAACAGCGGUGGUCGCCUCGAUGAGCCCCAGUUCUAUCCGGUCGGCCACGCUGCUUUUCCGCCUCGCUACCAUCAGAGCGGCAACGAGUUCAUCGAGCAGUACACGCAGUCUCUCUGCUACGCCAAGCCAAACGCGAUGAACCUGCACCCUUCCUCGGCGCACCCCAUGCACCCCCGGGAUAUGCACGCUUUGGGCCAGCAGCCGAUGUACGGUCCGAUGGCAACCGCCUUGCCUCCGAUCCGCUCCAAUGUCCAGCUGCCUCCCAUGGAUAGCGCGAUUCCCCAGCAAUACCGUCGCCAGGAUAUCGCUCCGAUGCAGCAACCACAGGAACAACCCCGCAAGGAGGAGAAAGCCACUGGAGGCGUCGCCGCUCACCUCGAUUACGAGAUGGACCGCAUGUCCGACUUCGUGGCGGAAAUGACACAGGGAAUGUAUGAAUUGUACAACACCAAGAUCCACCUUUUAGAUAUUGACUUCGCGCGAAGCGUCUCCCCAGGAUCAUCCGUCCCCCCACAGUUUCGGAAAUACGUCUAUCAGAUCCUGUCUUCGACUCGCCUUCCCAGCUCAACCAUUCUUCUGGGUCUCUUUUAUCUGGCCAGCCGGAUGCGCCUUCUUUCUGAGCAGCGCGUUUUCCCAUCUGGAAGCGGCCAGACCUACCGCAUGCUGACCGUUGCUCUGCUCCUGGGCAGCAAGUUCCUGGACGACAACACGUUCCAGAACAAGUCGUGGGCGGAGGUCAGCAAUAUUCCAGUGGCUGAACUGAACAAGUUGGAGCUUGAGUGGCUUUUCGCCUUCGAGUGGAAGAUCCACGAUCGCAUCUACGAUCAGCAGGAUGGCUUCGCCUCGUGGCGUCGACACUGGGACACCUGGCGCGCCAAGGCUAGCCUUCGUGCUCACGAAUCUCGUCAAUCCCUGGCGCCUCUGGAUACCAACGUUGCCCGCCAACAGUCUAUCUCCAAGCCUCUCAUGUCCCCCGAGGGCCCCAUCCCGCCACAGUACCAGCGCAGCGCGCACAUCGAGAAUUCGUGGCUCAACCCGGCCGCGUCUGAGUACUCACCUCCUUCGGCUCCGCACAGUGGACCGAAUACCCCAGACUACUACUCGGUUGGCCCUUGGGCCUACUCGAACCCGCCUCCGCCCUACUCGCGGGCUUGGAUCCCUCCUCCGCCUCAGUACAUGCCCCAAUCGGCACCCCGGUCGCAACCCCCGUCCUACCACCACACUCCGGCUUACGGCCUGCCUUUCGCGCAGAGUCUCUGGACCGGCCACGGUUCGUCGUGCGGCUGCAUGUACUGCGCCAAGCAUCUUGAACAUUACAUGUGCAACAGCGCUUUCCCGGCGCUGCAGCCCAUUGUCGCAGGCUAG